CACCUCCUGUCUGACAGGAAACUUAGUGGAAGCCAGUCAUGUGGGAGGACCACAGGGCAGUGAUUGGAUCUGCCAGACUUAUUGCUCACCAUUACUGAUGUUUAAUGAAUGAGGGCAUGUGGGAGGCUGUACAGUGGUUGAGGCAUGUGUGUGUGGGAUCCUGAGCCAAAGACAGUGGCUUGGUGCCUGGCUGGGAUGUAAAAGAUGUACAUGUAUAGAUUAGGCUGACAAUGGUGGGUCCAGCCAGUGGCUGCAUGGCUGGGCUGUAAUGCACACUCUGUGGUAUAACUGUAGGCGAGUCUACUGAGCAAAUAGAGAUCAAUGGUUCCCAGAGUGGAUCUCCAGAUUUCUUCUGACAGAAAUGGUGUGAUGCCAGAAAACCAGGACCAUUCUUAGUCAGGUGCUUGUGGAAGUAUCCUGCAUCUCCUGACCCCUUGCCCUGGUCUCCCCACCCCAGGGGUACUGUGAAGGUCACCCUGAUCUACUAGUGAGGGAUGAGCGUCUGGACAAGAAUCCAGGAGAUCAGGUCAAUUCUACAGGCAUGGCCCAGAAGGUCACAUUGGUCGACGGUGGGCCUUUCAAGAUGGCAAACAACAUUCCUGUUGUCCGGCAGAUCGACAAACAGUUUUUGAGUUGCGGAAUCUGUUUGGGAAGGUAUAUAAGUCCAAAGGUCCUACCCUGUCUCCAUACGUUUUGUGAGCAGUGCCUGGCCACGUAUAUCCCUGCAGAAAGUUUGUCUGCAACGUGCCCAAUCUGUAGACAACAGUCCAUCCUGCCUAUUGAGGGUGUGUCCGGCCUACAAACUAACUUCUUCAUCGUCAAUCUCAUCGAUGUUCUUGGAGAACACAAGAUAUGUUCGUGCUGUGAAAGUGGUCGUGUCCAGGCUUCUUUAAAGUGCGUUGAGUGCGAGGAAUAUUUGUGUGAGAAUUGCGUGGAACCUCACAAGCAAAUGGCGGAGGCACCGAACAACCAUCAUGUGGUCUCACUGAGCGAGCUGGCGCUCACGGAGAGUGACCACGAACCCAAACUAGUCUGUCCAAAUCAUGACGGGAAAUCCUUCCAGUUUUACUGUGAGCCAUGUGAGACGGCAGUGUGUGAAGACUGUACAGCCCUAGAGCACAUUGACCACCGGACGAUACUGUUAAAAGAUGCGAUGCAGGAGCACCGAGCGGCUUUGCUCAGUCUCAUAUCAGACGCUCGCUCCCAAGUCCCUGCCAUCAAGGAAUCCUUAGAACAGGUCAACGAAGUGUCGUCCAUGUUGACCAAACGAUUCAAAGACGCUGAGGGGAGGAUCUGCGAUGCUUUCCAGACGCUGAGCAAAAUGAUGGCCGAACGUAAAGCUUUACUCCUUUCCGAACUAGAGUCUGUCUACAAUAUGAAGCAGCAGACCCUUAAAGACCAACGAGAAUCUCUUGAGGGAAUUCUGUCUAAGAUUAACAGUAGUUCUGAAUUCACGGAGGAGACGCUGGAGCAUGGCACAGACACGGAGAUCCUUCUGGUAAGGAAGGAGAUGGCGGAGAAACUCCAGGAGCUAGGGGCUCUACAGGUCCAGUUUCAACCAGAAGAAAACUCUAGCAUUUGGUUCGACAACACUUCGCUGCACACGGCCAAAAAAUGCGUGUACAACCUGGGCCAUGUGCAGUCCAAUAGCGCAGUUGCUUUUGAAACGACGGCCACUGGUGACGGACUUAAGACGUGUUAUAUCGGCCGGCCCACGGUCAUCUCAAUCACCACGAAGGACCGGAAAGGGGAACUAGUCAAAGUAGGCGAGGCGGCCAUUACCGCUAUCCUGACAGCCAGGAAUGGGGAUCUCAUCGAACCUUAUUUGUCCGACAACAAAAACGGAACUUAUGAUCUCACCUACGUAGUCAAAACGGAAGGCACAUAUCAACUUGAAAUUAAUCUCUAUGACCAAGAAAUCAAGGGCUCUCCAUUCUGCAUUAAAGCUUGUGCCGGCGGAGAAGAACUCGAUCAACUAGGAAGUAACAAACCUCUAAAGACGGUCGCCGUGAAGCAGAAGGGAACAAAGCGACCAUCAAGUUCCAGAUCUCAUGGUUCGAAUCGCAGGAGCAAUCCCAUCGAAGAUGACCUGAACAUGAAAUUAGGUCAGAAAGGUAGGAACAAAGGGGAAUUCACGAAUCCCCAAGGUUGUUGUGUAACUAGCACUGGAAAGGUUCUUGUCGCGGAUAGUAAUAACCAGUGUGUGCAGGUGUUCUCUCUGAACGGCGAGUGCAAACUUCGUUUUGGGUCACCGGGUCGCGUGGCCGGCAAGAUGCAAAGGCCGACAGGAGUGGCUCUGACCAUCAAUGGCAAUUAUCUGGUGGCCGAUUACGACAACAAGUGGGUCAGUGUGUUCUCCCCAGAGGGCAAGUACAUAAAUAAGAUCGGAACAGGAAAGCUUCUGGGCCCUAAAGGCAUCGCGGUGGAUAAAGACGGACACAUCAUCGUCGUCGACAACAAAGCUAGCAGUAUUUUCAUUUUCCAGUCCAACGGCAAAUUGAUUCAGAAGUUUGGCUCAAGGGGAAACAACGAGCACCAGUUUGCUGGACCCCACUACGUGGCUGUUAACUCAAAAAAUGACAUCAUAGUUUCGGAUUUCCAUAACCACUGUAUUAAAGUGUUCAACCACGAGGGUAAUUAUAUGUUCAGCUUUGGUUCCAAUGGUGAAGGUAAUGGUCAAUUCAACGCUCCGACAGGUGUCGCUGUUGACAAUUACGACAACGUUCUGGUCGCUGAUUGGGGCAAUUCCAGGAUCCAGGUGUUUGACAGUGGUGGUUCCUUUUUGUCCUACAUCAACACAAGCGCUGAGCCGCUCUACGGACCCCAGGGGCUGUGUAUAACCCCUGACGGACAGGUGCUCGUGGCAGACUCGGGCAACCACUGCAUCAAAUGCUACAAGUAUCUUCAGUGAUGUCGUCAGCGUAAAGACAAUCCUGCCGAUGACAGCAUCCAUCCCCAAUGCCAGUGGGACACAUGCUUGUGAUUAGUGUUGUACUGUAUAUGUGCUAGUGCUGUGCUUGUCGUCAGUGAAUCGUCUGUGGUCGUAACUAAAUGAUGCUUUGACGUGAAGAUGUCAUAUAAUGUGGCCUAUGUGCAAUAUGAGAAUUUAAAAAUGUAAAGUCACUAUACAUCUGAUUAGGUUAUCUGAGGUCUGAAUAGAGAUCUACCCGUUUAUGAAUGUCCAGAUUUCAAGUGUUGGGUAUCUAAAGGCAAGUUGGAAGCCGAAUGGGUGUGCAGUAAUAUUAACAUUUGCCUUGUAAUAUUUCUGUACAUACGGAACAUUGGGCUUGUGAAAGUCAGGGCUAUUUGAGGGACCUACUGUGAUGUAUACAUUCCGGAAUCGAGCGUGCUUAUUCUUACCGAAUUCACAUUUGUUCGAUUCAUUUCCAGUAGAGAAAAUAGAAUUUCCAGUGUUCCAAAGGCUACUUGUAAGAUAUAUGUUCUUGACCCUUCCUUCGUCAUAUUUGGUGUAUAAAUAUAUGAACUGUUCAUCUGUCGCUAACUAGCUCGCAUUGCCAACAGCAUGUCUAUCGUCUGUAUUGGAUCUAAAUGUUUACACUUCAUAAAACAUGUGGACAGCACGUCAGCAGUGUGCGUGUUUUUAUCCAUUGAUAGGCAGAAGUGAAGAUUGCGUGAUGUUUUGUGUACACCCCUUACACUACUGUGAACAAAAACCCAGCACUUGUUCAGGUGUGUGCCGUUUUUUGCCUUAUCCUGCUUGCUGGUUCGUGCUGUAUACGAUGCUCUUUUAGGCAAACAGCAUGCUUUGCACUGCAUAGCUUGCACUUUUUAUCUACCUCAUUUAAGUUGGGCGGUUAUUGGUAAACGUCACUACAAUUGGAGUGCAGUAGGUUUCCGUGCGGUUCGAUUCAUUAAAUGCGUUCUUGUGUAACUGUUGUGUCUGUUGCUGAGUGUACGCCAGACCCGUUCUGCCCUGGCCGCCUAGGGGAACACCCAUAUUUGGUACACCCCAUUCACGCCAUGGAUUGUUCUGGAGCGUAAUUAAUGCCAUGGGAAAUCCCCAUGCAGGACUUCCUUCCUGAUGGAUACCCUAUCUGAAUGUGCACUAGAAUAAGUCUAAAUUUACUGUAUAAUACAUCAACUUGAUCUGUAGUUGAGGUGUUUAGUAAAGUUUGCCAAGAAGGGAUCUUAGGUUGAAAAUGGUCUGCUCCGCAAGAUUAGAAAUAUGGCAAGCUGUUUGCAAUUUCAAGGGAAUUAUUCCCUUAGUUGUUCUACCAUUGUAUUCUACGAUUCAUGUAGUAGGGUUAAGGUAAGGGAUCUUAUUUUGAAAAUGGUAUCCUUGCCCGCAAAAGACAUUCUAGCUAUGUGGAAUUUAAAGGGACUAAUCCGUUACUUGUACUGUGCGACAGUUGUAUUGUACGAUAUUCUUUACCCUCAGCAGGAUAUAGAUGAGAGAUCUUUGGUUGAAAAUGUUAUCCUUGACCGCAAAAAAACAGUGUGCAAUUUCAGAGGAACGAUGCCGUUAGUUGAAUGACAACUGUACUUUUCGAGACACUAGCCAAAUUUGUAUUUGUAUUUGGUGUUGGUAAUGAAUGCUACCAUCGGGCGUUAUUUCUGCUGUUUGUUUUGUUUACCCGUUGUGUAAAACUUGGCUCAACUGUUCCACUCAGAAGGUAUAAGGGAUGCAUUAAUGUGCUAUAGAUUAUGUUUGUUGAGACCUUUGUAUAGUAUAUUUGAAACCUUUGUAUUGUUUCUUUUGCCACUACAUGUGAUAUGUAACCAGAUAAAAUUUGUUAGUGUCUUGAGGUGGAACUGUCGUAGCAGGUGGUACCCUCGUUUAACAGGUGUCGUUAGUUUAAAGGCUCUGUUAAAUCGGUACCUCAGAGAAAUCGUCCCUUCCAUUAAAGUUCACGAUUAUUUCCGUAAAAAGGCGGAGGAAGUCUUCCUCAAUUUACCCUUUAUUUCUAUCUGUUUAAACAUAAACGGAUGUGACGGUUAAUCCUUGUUUUUUGGGUAUUGCAAGUACAAAGUAAUUUAAUAGUUCGGGCAGGGUAUAAAAUGCGUCAAACGUACUGAGGAAGGAAGCCGGAUCCCCUAAAAUAACGCUUUCCAGACACGGAUCCCUAAACAUACCCAGUCCCCCGAAAGUCAACCGAACCUCCCCCACCCACCUACCCUCAAACCAGAUCCAGCGGCGACCUUCACACAUUCGUGUAAAUAUCUAUUGUGACAAAUCUAACGCCAUGCUGCUAAUGUGAUACGCAAAAGCUUUCUAGAGUUCAAUAAAGUCCUAAUUGUGU
This is a messenger RNA of Liolophura sinensis, 5261 nucleotides long. RefSeq names its product tripartite motif-containing protein 2-like. The transcript has 3 exons. NCBI's taxonomy places the organism in Eukaryota, Metazoa, Mollusca, Polyplacophora, Chitonida, Chitonidae. Gene Ontology annotation, molecular function: zinc ion binding; protein binding. Bases 542 to 2911 code for a protein of 789 amino acids. The record is from RefSeq and is a predicted model, not a curated record.